Rana temporaria (common frog) is the source of this 2571-nucleotide messenger RNA. Its product is annotated as proline-rich extensin-like protein EPR1. Lineage: Eukaryota; Metazoa; Chordata; Amphibia; Anura; Ranidae. The transcript has a single exon. The record is from RefSeq and is a predicted model, not a curated record. Bases 1 to 2571 code for a protein of 856 amino acids.
AUGAGGCCAAAAACUGACAGGAAACCGGCAUUUCCAGGAGCUGCUGAGCCGCCCACCUACACCCCGCCCACCAACAUCCCACCCACCAACACCCCGCCCACCUACAACCCACCCACAGACACCCCGCCCACCAACAUCCCACCCACCUACACCCCACCCACAGACACCCCGUCCACCUACACUCCGCCCACCUACACCCCACCCACCAACACCCCGCCCACCAACAAACCCACCCACCAACACUCCGCCCACCUACACCCCACCCACCAACACCCCGCCCACCAACAUCCCACCCACCAACACCCCGCCCACCUACAACCCACCCACAGACACCCCACCCACCAACAGACACCCCGUCCACCUACACUCCGCCCACCUACACCCCACCCACCAACACCCCGCCCACCAACAUCCCACCCACCAACACCCCGCCCACCUACACCCCACCCACAGACACCCCGCCCACCAACAUCCCACCCACCUACACCCCACCCACCUACACCCCGCCCACCAACACCCCACCCACAGAGACCCCAUCCACCUACAUCCCACCCACCUACACCCCACCCACAGACACCCCGUCCACCUACACUCCGCCCUCCUACACCCCACCCACCAACACCCCGCCCACCUACACCCCACCCACAGACACCCCACCCACCAACAUCCCUCCCACCUACACCCCACCCACAGACAUACCGCCCACCAACAUCCUGCCCACCAACAACCCGUACACCUACACACUGCCUACCAACACCCCGCACAUUCAUACCGCCCACCAACACCCCGCCCACAGACACCCCACCCACCAACAUCCCACCCACCUACACCCCACCCACAGACACCCCGUCCACCUACACUCCGCCCACCUACACCCCACCCACCAACACCCCGCCCACCAACAUCCCACCCACCUACACCCCACCCACCUACACCCCACCCACCAACACCCCACCCACAGACACCCCAUCCACCUACAUCCCACCCACCUACACCCCACCCACAGACACCCCGUCCACCUACACUCCGCCCUCCUACACCCCACCCACCUACACCCCGCCCACCUACACCCCGCCCACCUACACCCCGCCCACCGACACCCCACCCACAGACACCCCACCCACAGACACCCCGUCCACCUACACUCCGCCCACCUACACCCCACCCACCAACACCCCGCCCACCAACAUCCCACCCACCUACACCCCACCCACCUACACCCCGCCCACCUACACCCCACCCACCAACACCCCACCCACAGACACCCCAUCCACCUACAUCCCACCCACCUACACCCCACCCACAGACACCCCGUCCACCUACACUCCGCCCUUCUACACCCCACCCACCAACACCCCGCCCACCUACACCCCACCCACAGACACCCCACCCACCAACACCCCGCCCACCUACACCCCACCCACAGACACCCCACCCACCAACAUCCCUCCCACCUACACCCCACCCACCAACAUCCCACCCACCUACACCCCACCCACCUACACCCCGCCCACCUACACCCCACCCACCUACAUCCCACCCACCUACAUCCCACCCACCUACACCCCGUCCACCUACACUCUGCCCACCUACACCCCACCCACCAACAUCCCACCCACAGACACCCCGCCCACCAACAUCCCACCCACCUACACCCCACCCACAGACACCCCGUCCACCUACACUCCGCCCACCUACACCCCACCCACCAACACCCCGCCCACCAACAUCCCACCCACCAACACCCCGCCCACCUACACCCCACCCACCAACACCCCACCCACAGACACCCCACCCACAGACACCCCGCCCACCAACAUCCCACCCACCUACACCCCACCCACCUACACCCCGCCCGCCUACACCCCACCCACCAACACCCCACCCACAGACACCCCAUCCACCUACAUCCCACCCACCUACACCCCACCCACAGACACCCCGUCCACCUACACUCCGCCCUCCUACACCCCACCCACCAACACCCCGCCCACCUACACCCCACCCACCAACAUCCCUCCCACCUACACCCCGCCCACAGACAUACCGCCCACCAACAUCCUGCCCACCAACAACCCGUACACCUACACACUGCCUACCAACACCCCGCACAUUCAUACCGCCCACCAACACCCCGCCCACAGACACCCCACCCACCAACAUCCCACCCACCUACACCCUGCCCACAGACACCCCGCCCACCAACACCCCGCCCACAGACAUCCUGCCCACAGACACCCGGCCACAUUCCACAUCACAAGAUCUGUGGGGUCCCUCGCCUCCUAUCAGUGCCGCAGACUGACCAGUUGUUGCAGCGAUCCCGGACUACGGAGCCGGCAGGGUAGACGGUGCCAUGGAAGUCACAGGGACACUCAGAGGGGUGAACACAAGUCCCGUUCUCAUAGAUCAAACCUGCGUGUGCGAAGGAGGGAAGAAGAGCGAGACAUACGUCACAUAUACCGUGUAUAUACACCUUCCACAUAUACAUCUCACACUCCACUGUAUACAGGAGAUCACCUAUACACAGUAUCGCCCACACGCCCACCCGUGACUCCACACGCCCACCCGUGA